CAUGUUGUGGGCUGCCAUGUUGAAGAAGCUGUAACAUUUUGGGCACAGAAUGUCAGUAGAUGUAAUGACCUCUUGAAAAUAUGUUGUGCGCUGACUGAAGCUUCUCCUUGUACUAAUGCAGUUUUUGGCAAACCUGAUUUUAGUCAGUGUCAGGUGUUGUACGUUGACUGUGGAAAAUCUUAAAUUCCGAAUAGACCAAACACAGUUAAAAUUCCACCAAACUUGCAAUGUUGCAGUGUUGAUAAGAAGUACAGACUCUGGGCACUGCACAGACCAGCUGAUCAGAACUUAAACACGUGUAACCAGGGGAAGAAGUUUUUGAGCAGCCCAGCUUUUGAAAAAGAAAUAAAAAUACAUCACAAAGCCAAUCAUAAAGAUGGUACCAUUGUUGCCCAGGCAGAAUACAAAAAAACAGAUAUUGGAGAAGAGGUGGUCAAGACAGGGUUUAAAAAAUACACAUCUCCAGGAAACACUAAGGAUGAGGAAAAGAAAAGUAGCUGUCACACAAAACUAACAUUGGAAGACACCAGCUUGGGACAAAUAAGAUCAGAUCAGAGGCUGUCUGAAGAGAAACAAGUUCUCAGAAGGAAGAAUAUAAAUCACUUGCAGAAGCAGAAGAAAUUAGAACUGAAGGUUCAAGAGCUGAAAUGUGAACUUCAGGUAUAUGGCAAUGCAAAGUGAAUACUUCUCACUGAGAAGAAGGAAUCAUCUAAGAAAACUGAAAGCUUUGAACAACGCACUUACGUUGGAAUGAAAACAAGAAGUUUGGCUGUUGGGGUGAAGGCACUGAAAAAAGUUAGGUUCAUAAAAAAGAAUAGUCAUUUUGGGAAGCAGCUCUCACAAGCCAUAAAAGUGGUUACAGAUGUUUCUCUCACUGUUCUGUGUUCAUUGGAAAAGCUGCAGAGGAUUUGGACAGAAUAUGACUUGGCUUAAAAGAGGAUUCAAUUAUGCAGAAAUGUGGAUGAAAGAGAUGAAUUGUUUAUCAAGCAAGAUGAGGUGCAGCAGAACUUGUAUUCAGCAGUGAAAGAAUUAAUUUUGGAAGUGGAUCAAGUGCCCUCUCUGGGCCCUCAAGAGUGUUACAGACUGUUCCAUUUGAACCUGGCUUUUACCUUGCUGAGCCAUUUUUCUGUCUAUGUGUAUCCUGGUGUACUGAAUCCCAUCUACUCAGAAAAAUUCCAGGAGCAUGAUGAAGCAGAGAAGGGAAUAAUUAUAAGUACUUACAAUAAAGUUAUGUGUAAAGUUCAUCAUGAGCAAAGUAUGAUCACUGUCAUACGAAACAGAUACUUGGCCAGUGCUGAGGUUUCAAAAAAGCAGGCAGAGGAAUGACUGAAUAGAAGACCCAAUAUUAACAACUUAUAAUCAGUUAAGAAAAUUGUGAAAAGCUUAAAGGCCCAAACACAAUGGAAGCUGAUUGGAAAGAACAAGUUUGAGGAAGGAAAAAAUCCACCCGUGUUAUUACAGCUUUGCAUUCAAAACCAGGAGUUUGGCAUAUAAGAAGAUGGAACACCUGAGGUAGAUGUGGUUGCCAUGGAUGAUAAAGUUAAAUCUCUUCUCUUGAAUUUGUUCUACUCUAACAGACUGAUGCCUGAGCAGGUGCUGAGGAAUGAUUGCUUCCUUGUAGUAGAUACAAUUCCAGUUUCACUGCAAGCAGGUAAAGAGUAUGAGCCCCAUAAAAAACAUGAUUCUGAGAAAAGACAUGAGGAAAAAAAAAAGUGAUCAACUGAGGAGAACGGAGCAAACUCUGUAAUAGAUGAGAAACUUUUCCAUCAGGUAUUUGAUUGA
Molecule: messenger RNA, 1782 nt
Organism: Lepidothrix coronata (blue-crowned manakin)
Lineage: Eukaryota; Metazoa; Chordata; Aves; Passeriformes; Pipridae
Gene: STK31
Product: serine/threonine kinase 31
Source: RefSeq, a predicted model, not a curated record